AUGCUGGGUCAGGAGGAGCCCGAGCAGACAUCCAUCCACAUUGGGAACCUGCCGCCUCAGGCGCGGCCCCAGGACCUUUACUCCUUCUUUAGCACCUUCGGCGAAAUCAAGGCUAUCGAAAUCCCCAGCGACACCUCGGGACGGCCGCGGGGCUUCGGGUUCGUCCAAUUUGAAGAGCAGCAGGAUGCGAUGAGCGCGAUCGACAACUAUGACCGGACUGAGUUCAUGGGGAAGACGGUUAGGGUGCGGCGAGCGAGGCCAUUGGAGGCGCGUUACGCGCACAACAAGGCAGUGUGGCACAGCGAGGAGUGGCUGCAGGCCAACCAGCGGGGGCUGGUGGGGAAGAUGGCCCCCUACCUUCCGAAGCUGCACUAUCUGGGCAAGCAGCUGCGCUAUCUGGAGUCGCACUUCAACACUCAGGAAAAGGUUGAGGAGUAUGGUGAAGCCCUCGGAAGCCUGCUCUAG
Messenger RNA from Hippocampus zosterae (dwarf seahorse), 465 nucleotides. RefSeq names its product putative RNA-binding protein RbpD. Lineage: Eukaryota; Metazoa; Chordata; Actinopteri; Syngnathiformes; Syngnathidae. The record is from RefSeq and is a predicted model, not a curated record. The transcript has 2 exons. Gene Ontology annotation, molecular function: RNA binding. Bases 1 to 465 code for a protein of 154 amino acids.